Ciona intestinalis (vase tunicate) is the source of this 2166-nucleotide messenger RNA. NCBI's taxonomy places the organism in Eukaryota, Metazoa, Chordata, Ascidiacea, Phlebobranchia, Cionidae. The record is from RefSeq and is a predicted model, not a curated record.
GAACGAGAUCUUGCCUGUGACGUCAUUGAAUAGGAACAUAAGAGCUUUAUAGUCGUCUCGUGUGCGUAGGUGCUUUCCGCUAUUUCUCCCACAUCAACCACAGUAUCCUGCUCACGUUGAACCGUGCGGUUGUGCUUACAAAUGAGUAGUUGUUUAGUGCAAGUUUACGCAAACUUAUGCUUUUGUGUUUUGUAUCAAUUCGAACUAAUGCAAUAUGUUAGUAUCGAGAAUGUGAGAAAUAUAGCAAGAGACGUUCGUCAGGGUAUUGGAAAAAUUAUGUUAUUGUCAAACGUGGUAUAGUUAACUCGAUAGUCCAUGGUAUACUAUAGGUAUUUGAAAAUAUGAGAUAAGAAAUGUCUCCAGCGCAGCUCAAGUAAUUAGUUAAUAUUUACUCAGUAAAGAAACAACAGUUUCCUAACUUGGGUUUCUAAGCAAUGUUGGUGUAUCUUGAACUAUAUUGCCAAAAUUUAUAUCGCUACUCACCAUUAUAAAUUAUUCAAAACGUCGCCUUUAUAAACCUGCGUCUUGUAAAUAGAUAGUACAUCGUGUUAUGAACGUAUAAAUAUUUGUUUAAAGGAAUUCAACUGGACACAGCAUAAUAUACUGUCAUGUCGUUUCAAUAUUACUACCGUAGAGUGCUGAAUAAUUUCAACAAUUUUACGCUUGACGACGUCACUUAACCCUUCGUGUAUCGAUAGAGAUAUUCUUAAUUCUAAGGCUCGGGCUCUGGUUAAAGUGCGGUGCACAUAUACUUUACUCGUUUAGUGCUGUGAAAAUGUAUCCUUUACUCGUUUUACAGUUGAGUGCUGUAAACGUUUUGAUCCUCACUGCCCUGGGAAUUGUUGUUUUUGCAGCGUUUGUGUUCAAGUUUUUCACUUUACAUCGUCUUCGUAACAUCUAAGCCCUAAGGCUUCCCAAAGUGCGACGUAAGCUUAGGUUCUUUUAACGGUCAGGUUUCUUGGGCAUGGGGAAAACCGAAGGCAUACGAGAAAUUCACCUGAAACUAAAAAGGCUCUUCUAGAAGAUUAUGAGGAUUUUAAGAAGUUGUUUGCUGACAUGCGGUUUGAUGUGAAGAGCUACUCCGGUGAAAUGAAAUUUUCAACAGUAGUAGAAAAUCUGGAAGCCGUUCUAGAGGAAAUUCAAAGAAACCCUCUCAUCAGUUGCUUUAUAUGCAUGUUUAUUGGCCAUGGGGGUCCUGGAUUCAUAAAUACAGCAGAUGGCAAACUUGAUAUUCACGAAAAUAUCCUCAGCAAGUUUAUGCCACAAGAUUGCUUGAAAGGGAAACCGAAAAUAUUUAUAUUUCAGACUUGCAGAGGUACGAGACACAAUUUUGAUAGCCUCGCUUGCUCCGGUACUCUUACAGUUCCAACAGUACUAAACCCAGAGGGCUCGGAUAUGUUACUUUGCUAUGCUUCCUGGCAAGGUUUUGUGUCGUACUGUGUAAAUACAAAAGGAAAAGGGACAUGCUAUCUACAAGAGUUACACAGCAUGUUGAGAAAGUUUGCAGAUGGUACAAACCAUUUGAUUGACAUACUGACUGUACUGAAUCGGCAAGUCAGCAGCUCGCCUAUUAUGAACUCACAAAGAACGGAUUACUUUUAUCAAAUGCCCUCUUUCGAAUCAUCUUUAAGAAAAAAGUUGUUUCUCUUGGUUGACCAGAGAAUGCCAGAAACUGCGCCAACCGGAGACAGGGGUGAUUCGGGGGAUUUCCAGUCGUCACAACUCAAUGUUAACGUUUAGCAUGUUUGUCCACAAUCAUUUUUUAUGUCAUUCCUGUACAAAAACUGGUUAUAGCAUUUACAUGCAUUCCCUAUAAUAAAACUCUGGUUGAAAUCGAUGAAUUUUAUUUACUGUAAUAUGAAUUUGAUCUUUUCAACGCUCAACAGUUCCUAAUUGUAACUAACUUCUGUCUAGAAGUGUAGAAUACUUAUUUGAAAAUAUUCAUUUGUAGGAAUGAAGUUACACAAAUAAUUUUAACCUGUUUAUUGUACAGCUCACGUGUCUUCCGUAAUAUUAUUAUUAUUAAUAAUUCUUCAGGUAUAUAAUGGCAAAAAUUAAUUAAUGUAUACCUAGAAUGACUAACAUUUCUUUGUUUGUUUUAAUACCAAUCAUAAAAUCAACAACGCUUAAAUAUACAAGAACUAGAAAUAAAUUGAGCAUUCAAGC